Messenger RNA from Lactuca virosa, 318 nucleotides. NCBI's taxonomy places the organism in Eukaryota, Viridiplantae, Streptophyta, Magnoliopsida, Asterales, Asteraceae. The record is from the annotation of a GenBank genome assembly.
AUGAACGAGGGGAUAUGUGAGAGAACUGAUGGAAAAAAGGUAGAAGAGAAGCUCAUGAGUAGUUGUAGUAGGUGGAGUAAUGUAGAGGGGAAGCGGAUUCGAGACAUAGUCGCCGGUGUUGAUGAGUCUCAAUGGUCAACGAUUAGAGGUGAGCCUGCGGUUGCCAACAAGGGGUGGUGCGUAGAAUCUGCAUAUGAAGGCACUGAAGAAGGUCGAUGGCAGAGGAAGGCGCUGAAAAAGAUGCGACGUUGGCGGGGGGUCGACGAUGCAAGAGGGUCGACGACCAGGAAAGAGCACAAAGUGGUGGUCGGAGUGUGA